Molecule: messenger RNA, 1095 nt
Organism: Malaya genurostris
Lineage: Eukaryota; Metazoa; Arthropoda; Insecta; Diptera; Culicidae
Product: zinc finger CCHC domain-containing protein 3-like
Exons: 1
Coding region: 1-1095 (364 amino acids)
Molecular function (GO): nucleic acid binding; zinc ion binding
Source: RefSeq, a predicted model, not a curated record
AUGCAAAGAGCUGAAUCUGCAGAAACUGAACUGGCAGCGGCCAAGAUUGCCGCAGCAGCAGCAGUGACCCUUCAGACAAAACCCAGUACGACCUCGGAAAAGCACCAAAAAGGAGGUCGAGGAAAGCUAGCGGGUACGGCCAACACACAGGCCUCGACACCCAAGAGGGUCAGAUCUUCACCGGGCGAAGAAAAACCAGGGGCGUCCAAGAAACAGAGAGAUACCCUGGGAAGACGCAUCGAUGUAGGUCAAAGAGAUGAAGAGGUUGAAGGGGCUACCAACAACGGUACUCCAGAAACUCCCAGGCAAGUGGUUGGGGGUCGAAAGGACGAGACUAAGACGCGGGACAGCAAAAGGAAGCCUCCUGGAGAUAAGAAGUUUAGGAAGAAGGGCGAAGCACUCAUCGUGAAGACAAGCGCGGAGGAUUAUCUUGAGAUUCUGCGAACCAUAAGACUUGCUCCAGAAUUGAAGGAGCUUGAUACGGACGUGUUCAAAAUCAGACGCACCCGAACGGAAGACAUGAUCUUUGAGCUGAAAAAAAACUCGAAGAACAAGAGCUCAUACUAUAAAGAUAUAAUCCAGAAAUUUGUGGGAAACAAGGCCGAAGUAAAAGCCAUGACCGCAGAAGCGACCCUCCAGUGUGAAAAUCUGGAUGAAAUCACUACCGAGGAAGAGGUUAAAAAUGCCCUGAAAAAGGCAUGUCAAAUGGCUGAUGCUGAGUUUAAUGUUCGCCUAAGAAGAGGAAUACUUGGAAUGCAGGUGGCAGUCAUAAAACUACCAGUUGAAGCAGCCAAUAAAGCACUGGAGAUCGGUAAAAUCAGAGUCGGCUGGGCAAUUUGCCCGUUGAGCAUCCAUCAACAGCCGGAGGUGUGUUUCAAAUGCCAGGGAUUUGGCCAUGUGGCAAGAAACUGCAAGGGACCCGAUAGGACUAAGCUGUGUAGAAGAUGUGGUGAAGAGGGCCACAAGACACGGGGCUGCUCGAAACCACCGAAAUGCCUUAUAUGCGCGAAUGAAAACGAUAACAAUCAUGUGACCGGAGGACUGAGAUGUCCGGCCUUUAAGAAAGCAGCUGCAGCCAAACCACAAUGGAGGUAA